GACUCUGCCUCAAAAAUAAAAUAAAAUAAAAAAGAAUGGAUUACUCAAAGGGGUUAUUAUGAUACCUUUCCGUUGCAUGUGUCCUAAAAAGAAACUUUGUUUCCUAUUUCCAAAGCCGGUUGUAUCUCUCUUAUCCAACUUAAUGAAUGCCUGGUCAACUCUUCACUUUCUCAGCCGGAGUUUAUUUUUACUUUCACAGCAGUUACAAAUGGAAAGCAAGCCUCGGUCUCUCAAACCAGAGCUACUCCUCUCCAGUCCUUGCUGAAGUUCUGCGUUUGCCUAGUCUGCUUUCCUCUCAUUUCGUACCUCAAGCCUGCCCCAGAGGUCCGAGGCCGGGAGCCGAGGUCAAACGCGUUCCCCGGUCCACCUAACGAUUCCAGCCUUGCGCCUCCCCCGACACGCGCAGAGCGCCAGGGCCGUCCCCUGUUCUCAAAUCCUAUUGGUUGAAGUCCACGUCUCUCAUCGUUCUGGGGACGGAACAAGAAGGAGGGGACCGUCUCUGGGCGCGAGAAGAUGACGUCACAGAGCGGGCUGGAUGUCCUCAGUGGUUCGGUUCCCUACGCUCGCCGACUGGUGCUGAUUGAAGAUUCCCCUCCGUUGGCGCCGCGGUCGCAAUGACCAUUUGCCAGUUCUUCCUUCAAGGCCGGUGCCGCUUUGGAGACCGGUGUUGGAACGAACAUCCCGGUGCCAGGGGUGCGGGCGGGGGACGGCAUCAGCCGCAGCAACAGCCCUCAGGUAGCAACAGACGUGGAUGGAAUACCACCAACCAGAGAUAUUCCAGCGUAAUACAGCCAUCCAGUUUCACCAAAUCAACACCAUGGGGGGGCAGCAGAGAUCAAGAAAAGCCAUCUUUUAGUUCUUUUGGUUCUGGAGCUUCAACUGGAAGGAACAGGGGCUUUGGAUUCUCAGAGAACCCAUUUGCUUCACUUAGCUCUGAUGGACAGAAGGAGGAAAAGAAACUUCUAGAAGGGAUUGUAAAAGAUAUGGAGAUUUGGGAAUCAUCAGGGCAGUGGAUGUUUUCUGUUUAUUCACCAAUGAAAAUGAAACCUAAUAUUUCAGGUUUUACAGACAUUUCACCAGAGGAGUUGAGGCUUGAAUACCAUAACUUCUUAACCAGCAAUAACUUACAGAGUUAUCUAAAUUCAGUCCAACAGUUAAUAAAUCAAUGGAGGAACAGAGUAAAUGAACUGAAAAAUCUAAAUAUAUCAACUAAAGUAGCUUUGCUCUCUGAUAUAAAGGAUGGAGUAAACCAAUCACCACCUACAUUUGGAUUUGGUAGUAGGCAAGCAACAACAUUUGGAUCACCAGGUUUUCCAGUUAAUAGCAGCAGCAGUGGUAAUGCUCAGAAUUUUAGUUUUAAUACAAAUCCUGGGUUUGUCACUGCCCCUUCUGGAAGCCCUUCUGUGUUUGGAAGUCCUCCAGCAUUUGGAGCUGUAACUUCUGUUAGUUCUGCCAUGUCUACUUCUACUCCAGUUUUUGGAUUUGGGAAAUCUGAAGUCACAUCGGCCACUUCAUUUCCAUUUAAAAACCCUGAAGCUUCUAGUUUUGGAUCAUCUGAAUUUUCAGGAUUUCUAGCUUCCUUAGCAGCAGGCCCUGUCAGAGCUCCAGUGGCCCCGGCCUUUGGAAGUGUCAGUUCUGUGGCUGGCUUUGGUAGUCCAGGCUCACAUUCUUACGCUGCUUUUUCCAAGCCAUCUAAUGACGCCUUUGGUAAUAGCAGCAUAUCCACCUCUCUCUUGGUAUCAAACAGCAUCAUUGCAACAGAUAAUGUAUUAUUCACACCCAAGGAUAAACUAACAGUGGAAGAACUGGAACAGUUUCAAUCCAAGAAAUUUACUCUGGGAAAAAUUCCAUUAAAGCCACCACCUGUGGAGCUUCUAAAUAUUUAACAGGACAAUUUUAAAUACAAAAAAAGAAUGGCUUUAAAGUUGUUUUGCGUGGUUCAUACAAAAGAGCAUAUAUAUAUAUACACACACACACAUAUAUACAUAUGCAUGAAUAUGCUUCAUGUUCAUAGGGAAUAUAAGCUUUCAAUAAUAACUUGAGAGGUUUUAAAUUUUAACAUUUUUUUCUUAAGACUAAUUAAAAUGUAACAUAAAAAGACUCAGCAAGCAAGGGAAUUUUUUAUACUGUAAUUAUGAAAUUGAAAAAACUAUUAUGCACUGAAUAAAAAGUACUUUUAUCAUUCUA
This is a messenger RNA of Nycticebus coucang (slow loris), 2187 nucleotides long. RefSeq names its product nucleoporin 42 (gene NUP42). The transcript has 7 exons. Gene Ontology annotation, molecular function: nuclear export signal receptor activity; metal ion binding. The record is from RefSeq and is a predicted model, not a curated record. The coding region runs from base 615 to 1886 and encodes 423 amino acids. Gene Ontology annotation, cellular component: nuclear envelope. Lineage: Eukaryota; Metazoa; Chordata; Mammalia; Primates; Lorisidae.